GGAAUUAUGACAAAACUAAAAAUGACGAAUCAUCUUUAAAGAGAAAGGCCUCUGAAUCAGAAGGUUGUUUCAGCAGCUGGCAGGAACAAGUGAAGAACAGAAAUCCAGAUCUCACGGGCAAUAAUUGACCAUCUUUCUCUCAGACCUGGACAAACUCACAGCCUGGAACAGCCACAGGAAGGCAGACGGCUGUAGAUAACGACUGAGCUGUGCCAACACCCUGAACCCCCCCACUCCCCAGGUGGAAAUAGGACAUGCAGUAGCUGCGGUUUCGACGCUAACCGUAUUCCACACCCGGACGUGAACAUGAGCGCCACCGCGGCGAAUCACUCGGACUGCCCCGAGGUGAAGGUCCCCGUGCCUCUCUUCUUCACCAUCGGCGUGGUGAGCCUGGCGGAGAACCUGCUGGUCGUGGUCGCCGUCAUACGCAACAGGAACCUCCACUCGCCCAUGUACUGCUUCAUCUGCAGCCUGGCGGCCUUCAACACCAUCGCCAGCCUCACCAAGACCUGGGAGAACCUGAUGAUCGUGUUGGCCAACGGGGGACACCUGGAGAAGAAAGGGCCCUCCGAGACCAACCUGGACGACGUGAUGGACUCCCUGCUGUGCAUGUCGUUCGUGGGCUCCAUUUUCAGUUUCAUGGCCAUUGCUGCAGACCGUUACAUCACCAUCUUCCACGCCCUCCGCUACCACAACAUCAUGACGAUGCGGCGCACCAAGACCGCGCUGGCCGUCGUCUGGACGACGUGCGGCGUGUCCGCCGUGCUCAUGGUGCGCUUCUUCGCCUCCAAGCUCAUCAUGAUCCUCUUCGUCGUCUUCUUCGUCGUCUCCCUGGCGAUCAUCUGCUUCCUCUACGUCUACAUGUUCAUGUUGGCGCGCAUCCACGCCAGGAAGAUCGCGGCCCUGCCCGCCGUCGGCGGCGGGAAGUGUCGGCGUCGGAGGCGAUGGGGCGGCGGCACGCGAGGGGCCCUGACCCUCACCAUCCUGUUCGGGGUGUUCGUGGUGUGCUGGGCGCCGUUCUUCCUCCACCUCGUCAUCAUCAUGGUGUGCCCCGCCAACCCGUACUGCGAGUGCUACCGCUCGCUGUUCCAGCUGCACGUGUUGCUGCUGAUGAGCCACGCCUCCAUCGACCCCGCCAUCUACGCCUUCCGCAGCGCCGAGCUCAGGCGCACCUUCAGGAAGAUGCUGCUGUGUUCAGAGUGGAAGAGGUGCAGGUAGAGGGGGGCCGUGAUACGCACCUGGGGGCCAACAGUACUCACACACCUGGGGGCCGUUAUACGCAGCUGGGGGCCAACAGUACUCACACACCUGGGGGCCAUGAUACA
Pseudoliparis swirei is the source of this 1325-nucleotide messenger RNA. RefSeq names its product melanocortin 2 receptor (gene mc2r). Lineage: Eukaryota; Metazoa; Chordata; Actinopteri; Perciformes; Liparidae. Gene Ontology annotation, molecular function: melanocortin receptor activity. Gene Ontology annotation, biological process: G protein-coupled receptor signaling pathway. The record is from RefSeq and is a predicted model, not a curated record. Gene Ontology annotation, cellular component: membrane. The transcript has 4 exons. Bases 307 to 1218 code for a protein of 303 amino acids.